Temnothorax curvispinosus is the source of this 3306-nucleotide messenger RNA. RefSeq names its product transitional endoplasmic reticulum ATPase TER94 (gene TER94). NCBI's taxonomy places the organism in Eukaryota, Metazoa, Arthropoda, Insecta, Hymenoptera, Formicidae. Gene Ontology annotation, cellular component: cytosol; VCP-NPL4-UFD1 AAA ATPase complex; nucleus. The record is from RefSeq and is a predicted model, not a curated record. Gene Ontology annotation, molecular function: polyubiquitin modification-dependent protein binding; ATP binding; ATP hydrolysis activity. The transcript is spliced from 13 exons. Gene Ontology annotation, biological process: mitotic spindle disassembly; retrograde protein transport, ER to cytosol; autophagosome maturation. The coding region runs from base 174 to 2579 and encodes 801 amino acids.
ACUCUGUGAUUUGGCAACGGGUAGAAGCGAGUCAUCGUGCACACGGUUUUCCUUCAUUUGCAUUUUGCAUUUCUGUGACUCCGUUGCUAGAUUCAUCGCGCCUACCGAGGGAAGAGAUCGUGCAUCGUGCGGAUUCUUGUUUUUGGGCCGGAGAAGCAACCGAGGGUUGAACGAUGAGUGAUCCGAAGAGUGGUGAAGAUUUGGCGACUGCUAUCCUUCGCAAGAAGGAUAGGCCAAACAGACUGCUGGUCGAUGAGGCGAUUGCCGAUGACAAUUCCGUAGUUGCGCUCUCCCAAGCAAAAAUGGAUGAGUUGCAGUUGUUUCGCGGUGAUACCGUACUGCUGAAGGGCAAGAGGCGUAAGGAGACGGUGUGCAUCGUUCUUUCGGACGACACCUGCCCGGACGAGAAGAUCCGCAUGAACCGGGUUGUCAGAAAUAACUUGCGCGUGCGCCUGAGCGAUGUCGUUUCCGUACAAGCUUGUCCGGAGGUCAAGUAUGGAAAACGUAUUCAUGUGCUGCCAAUGGACGACACUGUCGACGGUCUUACCGGGAACCUAUUCGAAGUCUAUUUAAAGCCGUACUUCUUGGAAGCGUACCGUCCUAUUCACAAAGAUGACAACUUCAUUGUACGAGGAGGUAUGCGAGCAGUGGAAUUCAAAGUUGUGGAAACUGAUCCGGGACCAUUUUGCAUUGUGGCGCCUGAUACAGUGAUACAUUGUGAAGGUGAUCCGAUAAAACGAGAGGAGGAGGAGGAAGCAUUGAACGCUGUAGGAUACGACGAUAUCGGCGGCGUCCGCAAGCAAUUGGCGCAAAUCAAGGAAAUGGUAGAAUUACCUCUGCGACAUCCGUCUCUGUUCAAAGCGAUCGGUGUCAAGCCGCCACGUGGUAUAUUGUUAUAUGGACCACCGGGAACAGGAAAAACUCUCAUUGCACGCGCUGUGGCAAACGAAACUGGAGCGUUCUUCUUUCUCAUAAACGGUCCCGAAAUUAUGAGCAAACUAGCUGGUGAAUCCGAAAGCAACUUGCGAAAGGCGUUCGAGGAGGCCGAGAAAAAUUCUCCGGCUAUUAUAUUUAUCGACGAACUUGAUGCGAUUGCGCCAAAACGUGAAAAGACGCACGGCGAAGUUGAGAGGCGUAUUGUGUCGCAACUGUUGACACUGAUGGAUGGCAUGAAGCAAAGCUCCCAUGUGAUUGUAAUGGCAGCUACCAAUCGACCGAACAGCAUUGACGGAGCAUUGCGUCGAUUCGGACGUUUCGAUAGAGAGAUCGACAUUGGUAUACCGGAUGCCACUGGCCGAUUGGAAAUCUUGAGAAUCCAUACGAAGAACAUGAAACUUGCUGACGACGUCGAUUUAGAAGAGAUUGCAGCGGAGACUCACGGACACGUUGGCGCCGAUUUAGCGUCUUUAUGUUCGGAAGCGGCUCUUCAACAAAUUCGUGAAAAAAUGGACCUCAUAGACUUGGAGGACGACCAUAUAGAUGCGGAGGUCUUGUCUUCGCUUGCGGUAACAAUGGAGAACUUUAAGUAUGCAAUGACGAAGAGCAGCCCGAGCGCUCUACGCGAGACGAUCGUGGAGGUGCCGACGGUCACCUGGGAUGAUAUCGGAGGUUUACAAAACGUCAAAAUGGAAUUGCAAGAAUUGGUGCAGUAUCCAGUGGAGCAUCCUGAUAAAUUCUUGAAAUUCGGUAUGCAACCGUCAAGAGGCGUACUAUUUUACGGCCCACCCGGUUGCGGUAAAACACUAUUGGCCAAAGCGAUUGCCAAUGAGUGUCAAGCGAAUUUCAUUUCUGUCAAGGGGCCUGAAUUAUUAACCAUGUGGUUCGGAGAAUCGGAAGCCAAUGUCAGAGAUGUCUUCGACAAGGCAAGAUCAGCAGCGCCUUGCGUAUUGUUCUUCGACGAACUCGAUUCUAUCGCGAAAUCUCGAGGCGGCACUGUCGGCGACGCCGGUGGUGCAGCGGACCGUGUGAUAAAUCAGAUAUUAACGGAAAUGGACGGUAUGGGCGCGAAGAAGAACGUAUUCAUCAUAGGAGCGACAAAUCGGCCCGACAUCAUCGAUCCGGCAAUUUUACGACCUGGUAGAUUAGAUCAAUUAAUUUACAUACCGCUACCGGAUGAGAAGUCCCGAGAAGCAAUAUUCCGCGCUAAUCUCCGAAAAUCGCCCGUGGCUAAGGACGUAGAUCUAAGCUACAUAGCCAAAGUUACACACGGUUUUUCCGGUGCUGACUUGACAGAAAUCUGCCAACGGGCAUGCAAACUUGCCAUUAGACAGUGCAUCGAGACUGAAAUCCGAAGGGAAAAAGAACGAGCAAAUAAUCCAUCCGCAUCUAUGGACAUGGAUGAGGAUGAUCCCGUACCAGAAAUAACGCGAGCUCAUUUCGAGGAAGCAAUGAGGUUCGCGCGUCGUUCAGUAUCCGAUAACGACAUUCGCAAGUACGAAAUGUUUGCGCAAACGCUUCAGCAAUCUCGAGGAUUCGGGACUAAUUUCAGAUUUCCACAAAGUGGAGCAGGCGGUGCUCAAGAUAAUACGCAAGGCGAUCAAGCCUUUCAAGAUGAUGGAGAUGACGAUCUCUAUAGCUAAGUUUUCGUUUCCUUGUAUGUCAUUACAGUGAGCAUACGACAAAAGGGCCUGUCUGUUACCACAUAAUGUAUUGCACAUGAAUCGUUUUUAAGUGAUACAAUUGAGAUAUAAAGAGCGUAAAUAAAUGGAUGGAGAUAAAAUGGAAAUUUUAUAUAAGGUAUAUACGGGUUUGUGUUUGUAGGAAAAGGGCACGGACCCUAAUUCAUGUAGCUAAGAAACAUUCGGAUAUAAAAUAUCGAUUGAAAACUUGCUUUGUCAGAUGAUUAUUUUUUUGCAUUUAACCAUUCUUUAUAUUGAUGGAACUUGGUCUUUUAACGGAAUUGUUAUACAAAAUGUUCUUUCUUUUUCAUCAACAUUUGGUAACAUGAAUGUGCGAUGGAAAUACAAUCGCAGGAAGAUCAUUACAAAGCGGUGAGAUGACGCUACACCGCGUAUGCACGUAUUAUAAGGAUAAGCAUAAUAUCCAUUACAAUUUUGCUACGUAAUUUUACAUGUGUUAACGAUUUACGUAUUUUUGUCGAGCUUGAACUCGGAAUGGACCCUUUUGCUGCAUUAUCACUGUACUCGAUGAGAAUACAUUCUGUUGUUCACACUCACGCAUUGCAGUAAUAUAAAAAAAAAAAAAAAAAAAAAUUAUGCCAUGUCGCGAUGAGAUUGUCAACUAAUGAUGAUGUACGUUGACGAUUUUACAAAUAUCUCUUAAUAGUAAAUGAUUAUCCAUAUACGA